Molecule: messenger RNA, 1686 nt
Organism: Oncorhynchus mykiss (rainbow trout)
Lineage: Eukaryota; Metazoa; Chordata; Actinopteri; Salmoniformes; Salmonidae
Product: Ferritin light chain, oocyte isoform-like
Biological process (GO): intracellular iron ion homeostasis; iron ion transport
Cellular component (GO): cytoplasm
Molecular function (GO): ferric iron binding; ferrous iron binding
Source: RefSeq, a predicted model, not a curated record
UGAAGGAUUUCGAUAGUAUGAUCACAGUAGGCUUAAACUACAAUUCAUGUUCAUGCAUUAGCCACUGUUCUUGCUGACAUGCUCCCUUUCUAACAAUGUUCACUCGUCGUUGUUUGAUUGUAGGCUACUAUUCGCAAUUGACGUCGCACUUCACUUUGAUAUAGGGCGGUGUGUCGUUCAACGCACCGGAUGAACUUGAGAGGCUGAACGGGAAACGAUUUCUCCGUUUCUAUUAUCCUACACUCCCGCAACCAAAGACUGACUGUAUACAACACUUAUGGUUUGCGCAACAACGGUUGUUGUUACAAUCUAACCACAGUCAGGACUUUUUGAACAUGGCUGAACCAAGCGGCAAAAGAUUGAAAACCAACCUGCCUAACUGUAAAACUCACCGAACUUUUCUCGGGAGCAGAGUGAAACAGAAUCUCCCAGCGGUCGUUGAGGAGAGUUUGUGCGGAGUAUCUACAUUGAUUAUGGAGGUCGCUUACAUACUUGAUGCACUGGCCAAGAUAUUUGAGCAGGAUGACAUUGCCUUGCCAAGAGUGGCAGCGUUCUUCCAUGAGCAGUCUGUGAACGAGCAGGCGAAGGCUGAGGCCAUGCUAGACUACCUGUCAGACAGAGGGGGACAGUACUGCAGUAAAGACAUCCAGAGGCCAGGCUGUGAGGAGGUGUAUGCUGUGAUCCCAGCCCUGGAGCUGAUGCUGGGCCAUUGGAAGGAGGAGAUGGCCGUGAUGGUGGAGCUCAGCCAGUUGUCCAAGGAGCACAGCGACCCGCACUCCGCCAGUGUGAUCAAGAGCCGCUUCCUGGGGCCAUUGGUGCCCCGUGUCAAACUGCUGGGAGACCUGCUGACCAACGCACGUAGGGUGGGCUGCACCAGCGACCGCUCGGGGGGCUUCGGGGAGUACCUCAUCGACCAGCUGCAGGAGGAGUUGACCAACGUCUCCAGUAGAUAAAUCACUCAGUAGUUUAUAUUAAAGAAAACUACUUUGCGAGUUCGACUCUCAAAACAAGCCUCUCCUGUCAGUGUUUUAUGGCCACCUAUAUUGUAUUAUAGCUUGUCUGUAAGGCCAAUGUAUUGUAGAAGACACUCCCUAUUCCUACAUAACUUGCUGGCUCCUCAAUAGAAAUGAUUGAAACUGAAAAAACAAGGGGAAUAAUUUGAGGUGUAUGGCUUAGUUACAACUAGGUUUAUUCGGAACCAAGCUGUAGCACUUCUUCUUAAUUCCUGUUUGCAUUUCAAAAAUAAUGAAUACAUAUAUUAUGCACUAGAUUUGGGCAUUUAAAAGGACACAGCCUCAUUGUAUCAUGUUCAGUGCCUUUGGAAAUUAUUCAGACCCCUUUACUUUUUCAACAUUUUGUUAGGUUACAGCCUUAUUCUAAAAUGUAUUAAAUCGUUUUUUCCCUCAAUCUACACACAAUACACGAUAAUGACAAAGCAAAAAGUUUUUUUUAAUGUUUGCUAAUUUAUUAAAAAUAAAAAACAGAUAUCACAUUUACAUAAGUAUUCAGACCCUUUACUCAGUACUUUGUUUAAGCACAUUUGGCAAUGAUUUCAGCCUCGACUCUUCUUGGGUAUGACGCUAAAAGCUUAGCACAGCUAUAUUUGGGUAGUUUCUCCAUUUCUUCUCUGACGAUCCUCUCAAGCUCUAUCAGGUUGCAUGGGGAGCUUUGCUGCACAGCUAUUUU